AUUCGGAGCGUUGGUAACACUGAGAGCAGUACCGUUACUACACUGUUUUGGCGCCAAGCAUUCUCAUACAGCUUUCACUUCCAGCUUGGUCACAUUGCUUGGAAACGACGCAUUCAAUGGCAACACCACGGGGUCCUUACCGGUAUGAGCUGCUUGCCUCGGACCUUCUCGACGCGUCGGUGUGCACACUUGUAUCAACGAAAGCAUGCGUCGUCUGCAGGCAGCCUGUCGGGCUGCCAGAACGCUUGAGCAGCACCAACUGCCGCCUCUGUGGUGACGCAAUGUGUCUUGCGUGCACCUUUCUCGUUCCAGUGACAGGCCGCGACGACAAGGUGUCGGUCUGCUCACUAUGCUUUCAGAGCCAUGAACGACUUCAAGGACCUCAUAUCGCCGAGAUCGAGUCCAUGGCGCUCCCCGCGCACCUCGUGCUCUCCGGCCCCAAAGUGUUUGCGCGUCCAGAGGACCUCGUGCCCCCGGAUGCGAGCGCUCCCCGCGACACGACGUGUGCGGGGUGUGCUAGGAGCUUUACGCUCCUGCGUCGCCGUCACUGGUGUGCUACGUGUGGUCUGGCCUACUGCGAACGGUGUACGUCGAAUGGACUCGCGCUGUGGCCAGACGCUACGACGUCCAUCGAGAUUGAAACGUGCACGACGUGUGCGGCGAUCGCGCACGUUGAUAAGAGUUAUGCGUCGUGCAAAACACUUCAGGCCCAGAUUCGCACUCUGGUGACGUCGCCCACCUUUCCUGCCAACACGCAGCAGCUUGCGAAGGACGGGACCCUCUACGAAGCGCUCAUCCGCGAUACAAAACGCGUGCUGCCCGAGCGCAAUUUAGCAUCAACCGUGACACUCGUGCCGCCAGGACAGCGAUCCGCGUGCUUUGACUGCAAGAGCCGCGUCCGCUUCGGGCUCUGCAAGCGCCAUUGCGCCAUGUGCGGCGAGCUCUUUUGCGUUUUGUGUCUCGACACUGUGUUUGCGGCGGGAGCGACGCCGCGCGAGCACAUGCGCACGGUAGCGCAGUGCUUUGAGUGCCACGCCAAGCAAAUCACUGGCGAGAACCCGUGGUUGUCCACAUCGACUUAACCCAAGUGAUGCGCUUGAAACGAGUCGUCGUAUGUCGAGACGCGAGUACAUUUACGUCGACGAGGUUGUGGACCGGCUCAACCUAGCGCCGAUACGAGCUAAAACCGAAGUGUAUAUACUGUGCUUUUCGCAA
This is a messenger RNA of Saprolegnia diclina VS20, 1215 nucleotides long. RefSeq lists its product as hypothetical. The coding region runs from base 117 to 1082 and encodes 321 amino acids. The transcript is spliced from 4 exons. The record is from RefSeq and is a predicted model, not a curated record. Lineage: Eukaryota; Oomycota; Saprolegniomycetes; Saprolegniales; Saprolegniaceae. Gene Ontology annotation, molecular function: metal ion binding.